UUUAAUGCGCCAGACUCCGCCGCCGAGAAGAGACUUUUGUUACAGUAAAACUACAGUUCCCUCGGAGCUGCUCGGAGGUGUUAGUUGUCAAUAUGGCUGUUGUCAGACAGACAAAGCGGAGAGGCAAAUAAUUCGCCUCAGAUUAGAAAUCCUUGGAAAAAAGAGUCGGACGGGGCACCGAUAUCAAACUGCUCCACUGUAGGUCUGCUGUGAAACAGAAAGCACGUCGGCUCUUUGCUCGAACGCUUUCUUUUAAAUGCUGAAGAGGUGGAUUUGAAGCGAGCAGGAUGUCUGAGUGCAACGAGGAGCCACGCUUCACUAUUGAGCAGAUAGAUCUGCUGCAGCGGUUGCGUCGCUCUGGAAUGACCAAGCAGGAGAUCUUGCAUGCACUUGACACUCUGGACCGGCUGGACCGGGAGCACGGCGAUAAGUUUGGACGCCGCACCUCUUCCUCUUCCUCUUCUUCCUCCUCCUUUGGAUUAGGUGGGACGACAAACAACUGCACAAACAACUCUGCCUCUAACACAACCACAUCAUUCAAUAAUAACAACACUGCCUCUGCAACCGCCACCUCCUCCGUGACAUGCAACGGCAACAACGGCGCCCUCAACAGCGGUGAAGCAAGCAUCGCUGAGAACUCUGCAACUGCUGCCUCAUGUACAACAGCCAAAAUCUCCACUGCCACGCAAACUCAGUUCGGCAACAAUGGAGGCCUCUCUCCAUCUCCUAGCAACAGCUAUGAAACCUCUCCACCUCCUGGGCCACAGCCGCCUGCCACCAUCCUUCCCUCACCGGUGUCGCUGGUGGCCUUGUCUCAAAAUGGGCGUGACAGUCUAGCGGCCACACCCAAUGGAAAGCUAUCUCCACCGCGCUAUCCUGUUAAUAGCGCAGCGGCAGUUCGAGCUUUUGGGUUCGAAGGCGCUGAAGAAGACCUGGAUGUUGAUGAUAAGGUGGAUGAACUGAUGAGGAGGGACAGCAGUCUGGUGAAAGAAGAAAUAAAAGCUUUCCUUGGAAACCGUCGGAUCUCUCAGGCAGUCGUGGCGCAAGUCACUGGCAUCAGCCAGAGCAGGAUUUCUCACUGGCUCCUGCAGCAUGGCUCUGACUUGAGCGAGCAGAAGAAGAGAGCUUUCUACCGCUGGUACACGCUGGAGAAGCACACUCCAGGUGCCACACUCAACAUGCGGCCAGCCCCUUUCCACCUGGAAGACAUGGAGUGGAGACAAACCCCUCCCCCUCUCGCCACCACGCCGGGAACCUUCCGACUGCGGCGGGGAAGUCGCUUCACUUGGAGGAAAGAGUGCCUGGCGGUGAUGGAGAGCUACUUCAACGACAACCAGUACCCUGAUGAAGCCAAAAGAGAAGAGAUCGCCAACGCCUGCAACGCUGUCAUUCAGAAACCAGGGAAGAAGCUGUCCGACCUUGAGAGAGUGACCUCCCUGAAGGUUUACAACUGGUUUGCCAACCGACGCAAAGAGAUCAAGCGACGUGCCAACAUUGAAGCCACAAUCCUGGAGAGUCAUGGAAUCGAUGUCCAGAGUCCAGGAGGACACUCCAACAGUGACGACAUCGACGGAAAUGAUUUCUCAGAGCAGGCUUGUGAUCUUCCAUAUUUUGACAAGAGACCUCUGAGCCGACCAUUUGGUCUGUACCGACUGGAGCCCACCUCACCCACACAGGAUGACGGCGCCGCGCACAGCGAGCACCAGGACCCCAUCUCUCUGGCCGUGGAGAUGGCCGCCGUCAACCACACCAUCCUGGCCCUGUCCAGAACCGGAGGGGUGCCGGCCGACAUCAAGACAGAGUCUCUGGAGGAGGAAUAGUGGUCGCGUCUUCACCCUCCUCUUCCUCCUCCUCCUCCUUCCCCCCUCUGUCUUCUCACCUCUCCUCUGUCCACGCAGCUGGUGGAUUAGGGUCAGUGUCCACUUGCUUACCUCUGUGAAACCAUGGACUAGGUGGGACAAUCUGGACCCAGAAACCUCGUCUGGGUUUACCUCACAGGAUCCUCCCCCCCUGGUCUGAACCUCAGUCUAUCUCACCUCAACGUCAACCUCAGUAAACUAAAGUGUUCUGUAUAUAUAAUAUAUACAUAUAUAUAUAUAUGGCUAUUACGGUUCUCAGUCACUCACCUCAUGCUGUGGUUUCCUCCCAGUACUCCCCUCCGCCCCCCUCAUUGUGCAAUUCAUCGGGAGAGCAGCCUCCGGACUUGGUUCGGGCAGACGUCCAGUCCUUUCUUGGCGGUUUUCGUGCUGCUGUUGGAGACAAAUUUGCCAUGAAGUCCAGCGUAUGUGGAGACUUCAACGAUGGCUGCGUACAGAGGGAAGCUCACCUCUCAGUGGCUGCGUCAGCCGUCUUGUAUGGGAGACUGGGACGGACAACUUGGCGUGAUAACUGAAAGCAAGGGCAUUCAAAGGAACACUGCGCUAUUGGCUACCUUCAAGUGAGCGCAACGCUUCAUACUUGAAUACGGAAUUGAACUGCGACAGUUGCUACUUAAAAAGAGAGUCCGACUUGCAUAAAACUUACUAGUUCAAGAAACCACUUUGAAAGUUCACAUGGCGAAACGCUAAUUCUCCAUGAGAGGAAAUUGUUAGCAAGUCUCGCGCAGUGGCAGGAUACACGCCCCCUAGUGGUUUGAUCCAACAGCAGCCGUUUUGCUUCUUGCUCCCGCUUGGAACGGGACUGGACGUCCAAUCAUUUCUGCCUCGACGCUCAGCUCGCCGAUGACGCUGUUAUUUAAGAAUUACGGAUCAACGCGAUAAUCCAAUGUAAGCUAUCUACUAAUGAGGAGUCCUGCUUUGUAUUAACUUCAUCCAUGCCAAAGGAAAUAUGCUAUAAAGGUAGAGCUGUAGGUUGGCGGCGGGCUCAGAGACUUUCCCGCCGCUUUGAGACGCUUCCAGAGCCGACGCGCAGCCAACUAACCGCAGGUCCGCGUCGGCGGAAGCCCGAAUCGUGAUACUUGCUACUCUUAGUUCUGUGACUCUGCCUCUUUUAAACGCUGAUGAAUGUGCUUUCGGAAGAUUUUGUAUCGGAACUGGUGUCAAGCGAGACUGAAAUCACCCGCGGAUGGCGCUUUUGUUGUUUCUGUUUUGAUCUUAUUAGCCUCAAAGGUAAGAGCACCACUUUAAAGGGAAGCCAAGUCCAAGACACUUUAAGUGGUUUUAUUGGAAAUGUUUUUUAUAAGUAUAAUACACACAUAUAUCCAUAUGUAUUUAACCCAAAAAGGAACUUUUCCAAAACGGUCUUGUUCUGAGCAUUAUCGCAGGAGUGGGACGCAGCUGAGCGCCGGAGAGAUUUAUCGCAAUUUUGCAGUGAAAUGGAAGCCAAAUACAGAUGCUAACAAGCUAAAUGCUAAAGACAGAGUGGCACAAUAUGACGCUGUGUGGUGCAGCAAAAUGCUGGCGGAUUCUCAUGACGGAGCUAUGCUGUUUAGCUCGCCUAGUUUCCCAUUUGCUAUUACAAUAAUCUGCACUUGGCUAGUAACGUAUAGCUGUGUGGUAAAGACAUCAGAAUGCUACGCUGAGGUCAGCUGUCUCACGGUUUCAUCUCAUUUGUAGUCGCCGACAUUUGUUGGUUUCGCGAAAGAGGGACUGUAAAGGGGGUUGACUCGCUCUUCAACUCUAGAUUCCAAAGACGUUUCCAGCUCUAUUAGGUUUGUGCCCUGAUCUGAACACCUGAUUUAAGGUGGCUUCAUUCUGUAUGAAGGAGAUCUGCUCAGAGUCUCCUGUUUUUUUUGGGGGAGGAGAAACUAGAGUCUAUGAGCAUCGACGGAACAGACUCUGGCCUCUGGCUCAGCUCUUUUCCUCUCACUACGAUGCUGUGUACGGUGUCAAAAGUGACGGUGCUGAUCCUCCUCCCUGCCUCAGCGAACCACAUCAUCUGCCAACAGCAGUUCUUCAACUUUACUUGAAGAUGGUUUUGGAAAACUUCCGUAAUAUUCAAUUCAAGUUGGAAAAAAGAAAUCUCGAUCACCAGAGAUCAGGUGAUAGGUGAAGAUCUCCAGCACUCCAGAGAAGCUUCAGUGUGUGCGAGAGCCCAACUGGGACCUGUGCUUCAUCACGAAAAAUAUGUAUUUAUACUCAUUUUUUUAUAGUAAUGUGUAAAGUUUUGAAAUGCCUUUUACUUACUGUUCAAUCGAUCAUGCUUUUUGAUUUCUCUUGACUUUUUUUUGGUUUUUAUCUGACUGAUCAACAGUCUCCUUGGACGGUGUGUGGAAGUGGUCAAAUUAAGAAAAACGCACCUUAUGAAUGAGAGAUCCAAUCGUGACCUAUUCUGACCCCAACCUUCCAAAAGAAAGUAAAAUUCCUCUUUGAAAAUCUAAACGCCAAAAACCAGCCUCCUUUAAACCCACCAGCGAUCAAGCGGCCGAUUGAAACACAACAGUGUGUAACAAAAUCCAACAAACCUGAGCACCAUAGCAAUAAAAAAAACAUUUUUGCUGCUAAAAACUUUCAAAUAAAUUUUGCAAAAAGUGUUGCAAAAUGAGACAAAGCUUGCAAGAAGAGGGCUCGCUUUCUACAAGGUUGGCAGCCGCUGUUAUAGCCUUGUCUGCUGCCACCUAUUGGCGAGCGUCUUGCUUACAAUUUAACUACCAUGUUUCCGACAAAUGGCGUUUCGACACCAGAGUCAUGAAUCUGAGGUUUUCAUCAACUACUGUGGCAACUUAAAAUGAUCAACACAGUCAACGGACCGUUGAAAUAAUAAUUUUGAUGUGUCACCAUGACAACCACUCGUUCCUUAGCCUCAUUGUACAAGUGUUAUGAAGUGAUUUCACGUCAUUUGUCGCUCAGUUUUUAAGGCGGCGCUUGUGAAUUUGGUGGUUAGAAACUCGUGCGUUAGGACACUCGUGCACAUUGAGAUUCCCACUUCGACACUUGCCAAAAACCAAGUUCGAUUUGAAAGUCCAAGCAGUAUUUUUAAACCUCGACGGACACGUGAGCGGGACGAAAGAAAAACAAUCCUGGGACGCUCCACCCUCUUCAUCACCUCUAAAUAAAGACUGACAACUGUUGUAUGAUCUUCUGUUCCAAGUUACUGUAUUGCCCAUUUCAGAAUUUAGUGCCUUUUUUGGACAGUAGACUGUUCUGUAAUUAAGAUGUAGUAUAUAAACAUUUUUUGUACAGUUUUCUUUGUUCAUUUUUUUACUUGUGUUUAUUUUAGUAUGAUAUAUAAAUAUAUAUAAUGUACCAGAGAAUAAAAAUAUAUCAAGCCGACUUGUCCGUGUCGUCUUUACGAGAGAAACGAAAGCAAAACUUCAAGUAUUUUAUUAACAAAGCGUCUUUUAAUAAAUAUGUCACAGUGAUAAAGACAAACAUCCCCCCUGUACUGAUUUAAAAAAAGACAUUCACCCUUACAGUCAGACUGAGCAGAGUACAGUAAAAAAUGUGCAUGUUUGUUGCUAAAAAGAGUAGAAAUACACAUUCAUGACCGGUUCUUAAAAGAGAUACGAUUAAGGCAUUUCGGAUUUGCUGUGGUUUCAAGGCGAGCUGUAUCUGUUUAAGUGGUCUUUUGGCAUCAGUUGAACCCCGUACCGACACGCGGCACUCGUAGCCUCACCGUUAAAAGGUUGUGAAUGAAAUGAUUCUGAAAGUGUCCGGCGCUGUGAAACAGUUUUUAGAAACACUGCGUUGUUACUGAGGCGGUUGUGUUCAA
This is a messenger RNA of Synchiropus splendidus (mandarinfish), 5649 nucleotides long. It is a transcript of the gene hmbox1b, whose product is annotated as homeobox containing 1 b. Gene Ontology annotation, cellular component: nucleus. The coding region runs from base 288 to 1820 and encodes 510 amino acids. The record is from RefSeq and is a predicted model, not a curated record. Lineage: Eukaryota; Metazoa; Chordata; Actinopteri; Syngnathiformes; Callionymidae. The transcript has 10 exons. Gene Ontology annotation, molecular function: double-stranded telomeric DNA binding. Gene Ontology annotation, biological process: positive regulation of DNA-templated transcription.